ACUUGCUGCUGCUGCUGCUGUUGCUGCUGCUGCUGCUGCUGCUGCUGCUGCUGCUGUGAAGAGAUUGCCCAGCAUGAGGUUGUUCAAAUGGCUGACUUUCCUGGCCCACUGGGGUGUCACCUGGGCUGAACCAGGGAAGUUCUGGCACAUCUCUGACCUGCACCUCGACCCCAACUACACAGUAUCCAAAGACCCCCUCCGGGUGUGCCCAUCAGCGGGCUCCCAGCCGGUGCCCAAUGCAGGACCCUGGGGUGACUACCUCUGUGAUUCUCCUUGGGUCCUCAUCAAUUCCUCCAUCUACGCCAUGAAGGAGAUAGAGCCGGAGCCAGACUUCAUUCUCUGGACGGGUGAUGACACGCCUCACGUGCCCAAUGAGAGGCUGGGAGAGGCAGCUGUGCUGGAAAUUGUGGAGCGCCUGACCAGCCUCCUCAGGGAGGUCUUUCCAGACACUAAAGUCUACGCAGCUUUGGGAAAUCAUGACUUUCACCCUAAAAACCAGUUCCCAGCACAGAGCAACAACAUCUACAAUCAUGUAGCAGAAUUAUGGAGACCAUGGCUUAGUAACGAAUCCGUCACUCUCUUCAAAGAAGGUGCCUUCUAUUCUGAGAAGUUGCCAGGUCCGAGCAGGGCGGGGCGAAUCGUGGUCCUCAACACCAACCUGUACUACAGCAACAAUGAGCAGACAGCUGGCAUGGCUGACCCGGGCCUGCAGUUCCAGUGGCUGGAAGAUGUGCUGACCAAUGCAUCCCAGGCUGGGGAGAUGGUGUACAUUAUUGGCCACGUGCCCCCCGGCUUCUUUGAGAAGACACGGAACAAGCCGUGGUUCCGGGAGGACUUCAAUGAGGAGUACCUGAAGGUGGUCCGGAAGCACCAUAGAGUCAUAGCAGGGCAGUUCUUUGGGCACCACCAUACCGACAGCUUCCGGAUGUUCUACGAUGAUGCAGGUGCCCCCAUAAGCGUCAUGUUUCUCACGCCUGGGGUCACCCCGUGGAAAACCACAUUACCCGGAGUCGUCAACGGGGCCAAUAAUCCAGGCAUCCGGGUGUUGGAGUAUGACCGAGCCACACUGAAGCUGCAGGACAUGGUGACCUACUUCAUGAACCUAAGCCUGGCGAACUCGCAGGAAAGCCCACGCUGGGAGCUCGAGUACCGGCUGACUGAGGCCUAUGAGGUGCCAGACGCAGGCCCCCGCUCCAUGCACGCUGCGCUGAUCCGCAUCGCCACCAACCAGGGCACAUUGCAGCGCUACUACGUCUACAACUCAGUCAGCUACGACUUGGCAUCCUGUGGUGAGCCUUGCCGCACAGAGCACGUGUGUGCCAUCCAACAGGUUGCCUUCGAGGCCUAUGCCACCUGCCUACAGGCUUUCGCCACUGCGCCUGCGCCCCUGCUGCCGCUCCUGCUGGCAUCAUAUCUGGGCCUGCACGCACUGUUAGCACGGUGACUUUAGUUGUCCCCGUGCUUAGCUCGCCUUCCUCCUGGCAAAUUGGAGCAGCAUCACCCCCUCGAGACCUGGACUUCACCCCCAUUUCCCCGCAUCCGAGGGGAGUAAACUAGACUGGGACUGCCGGAUCAAGAAACGAAGCCCCAAAGACUCCUCCAGAAGCACAUUUCUUUAAAGUUUCAUGUCUUAUCCACAAAACAAUGCUCAUGGUGCAUUUUAUUCUGUACAUUAUUCCUUUUAAUAUGUAAAUGAUGUUUAAAGUG
Molecule: messenger RNA, 1707 nt
Organism: Ictidomys tridecemlineatus (thirteen-lined ground squirrel)
Lineage: Eukaryota; Metazoa; Chordata; Mammalia; Rodentia; Sciuridae
Gene: Smpdl3b
Product: sphingomyelin phosphodiesterase acid like 3B
Biological process (GO): sphingomyelin catabolic process
Molecular function (GO): sphingomyelin phosphodiesterase activity
Source: RefSeq, a predicted model, not a curated record